AUGGCUUAUGAUGAUGAAGUGGUUCUGCAGUGCACUGCUACAGUUCACAAGGAACAACAGAAAUUGUGUCUUGCUGCAGAAGGAUUUGGCAACAGGCUCUGCUUCUUGGAAUCAACUUCUAAUUCCAAGAAUGUUCCUCCGGAUCUCUCCAUCUGUACUUUUGUUCUGGAGCAGUCAUUGUCAGUCAGAGCUCUCCAAGAAAUGCUGGCUAACACAGAGGAGAAAGCAGAAGGGCUAGUUGAUGUGGAAAAAUGGAAAUUUAUGAUGAAGACUGCGCAAGGUGGUGGUCAUAGAACGCUCCUCUAUGGACAUGCAAUAUUACUGCGCCAUUCUUACAGUGGCAUGUAUCUGUGUUGUCUUUCCACAUCACGAACAUCAAUGGAUAAAUUGGCUUUUGAUGUAGGUUUGCAAGAAGAUACCACAGGAGAAGCCUGCUGGUGGACUAUACAUCCUGCUUCCAAACAACGUUCAGAAGGAGAAAAAGUGCGUGUUGGGGAUGAUCUCAUCCUUGUCAGUGUCUCUUCAGAAAGAUACUUGCAUUUAUCUUACGGCAACAGCAGCUUGCGUGUGGAUGCAGCUUUCCAGCAAACACUUUGGAGUGUUGCCCCAAUCAGUUCCGGAAGUGAAGUAGCUCAAGGCUAUCUAAUAGGAGGUGAUGUACUGAGGUUAUUACAUGGUCACAUGGAUGAAUGUCUGACGGUUCCUUCAGGAGAACAUGGAGAAGAGCAGAGAAGAACUGUCCAUUAUGAAGGUGGUGCUGUGUCAAUUCAUGCUCGUUCUCUUUGGCGAUUGGAGACUUUGAGGGUUGCAUGGAGUGGAAGUCACAUUAGAUGGGGGCAGCCAUUCAGAUUAAGACAUAUAACAACAGGGAAAUAUUUAAAUCUCAUGGAUGAUAAGAGUCUUCUUCUAACAGACAAAGAAAAAGCUGAUGUGAAAUCUACAGCAUUUUGUUUUCGAUCUUCCAAGGAGAAAUUAGAUGUAGGGAUAAGAAAAGAAGUGGAUGGCAUGGGAACCCCAGAAAUAAAGUAUGGAGAUUCAGUCUGCUUUAUACAGCAUGUAGACACAGGUUUGUGGCUUACCUACCAAUCAGUGGAUGCAAAGUCUGUAAGAAUGGGAUCUGUGCAGCGCAAGGCCAUCAUGCACCAUGAGGGCCAUAUGGAUGAUGGAUUGACAUUAUCCAGAUCUCAGCAUGAAGAAUCACGUACAGCACGAGUAAUUCGCAGUACUGUCUUCCUUUUCAACAGGUUCAUAAGGGGCCUUGAUGCUCUCAACAAGAAAGCUAAGUCUUCCAUAGUUGAUUUACCCAUUGAAUCAGUCAGCCUUAGCCUUCAGGACUUGAUUGGUUACUUCCACCCACCAGAUGAGCACUUAGAGCAUGAAGACAAACAGAACCGACUAAGAGCUCUGAAGAAUCGACAAAAUCUCUUCCAAGAAGAGGGUAUGAUCAAUUUAGUGCUUGAAUGUAUUGAUCGCUUACAUGUGUACAGCAGUGCAGCUCAUUUUGCUGAUGUAGCUGGAAAGGAAGCAGGAGAAACUUGGAAAUCUAUUCUAAAUUCACUGUAUGAAUUAUUAGCGGCUUUGAUUAGAGGGAAUCGUAAAAAUUGUGCUCAGUUCUCCGGAUCUCUUGAUUGGCUCAUUAGUAGACUGGAGAGAUUGGAGGCAUCUUCUGGAAUUCUUGAAGUACUACACUGUGUGUUGGUGGAAAGUCCAGAAGCAUUGAAUAUUAUUAAAGAAGGACAUAUUAAAUCAAUCAUUUGUCUUUUGGACAAACAUGGCAGAAACCAUAAGGUAUUAGAUGUUCUUUGUUCAUUGUGUGUAUGUCAUGGAGUAGCUGUGCGAUCCAAUCAACAUUUGAUCUGUGAUAAUCUUCUGCCAGGGAGAGACCUUCUUCUUCAAACUCGCCUUGUCAAUCAUGUGAGCAGCAUGCGACCAAAUAUUUUCCUUGGAAUCAGCGAAGGCUCUGCUCAGUACAGAAAAUGGUAUUACGAAUUAAUGGUUGAUUAUGUGGAGCCAUUUACAACAGCAGAAGCUACUCACCUUCGUGUAGGUUGGGCAUCAACAGAAGGCUAUUCACCAUAUCCAGUGGGUGGAGAAGAAUGGGGCGGCAAUGGUGUUGGUGAUGACUUAUAUUCCUAUGGUUUUGAUGGACUUCACCUAUGGUCAGGUUGUGUAGCAAGAUCAGUCAAUUCUCCUAAUCAUCAUCUACUCAAGACUGAUGAUGUCAUCAGCUGUUGCCUUGACUUGAGUGCUCCAAGUAUUUCAUUCCGAAUAAAUGGGCAGCCAGUGCAGGGAAUGUUUGAGAAUUUCAACACAGAUGGUCUUUUCUUUCCGGUUGUCAGCUUUUCAGCAGGGAUAAAAGUACGAUUUUUGCUCGGAGGUCGCCAUGGGGAAUUUAAAUUCCUUCCCCCUCCAGGAUAUGCUCCAUGUUUUGAAGCUAUUCUGCCCAAAGAAAAGUUAAAAGUAGAACCCAGCAGGGAAUAUAAACAAGAUUGCAAUUGCUCAAGGGAUCUCUUGGGACCAAAUAUUUCUUUGUCACAAGCAGCAUUCACUCCAGUACCUGUAGAUACCAGUCAGAUUGUAUUACCUCCACAUCUGGAAAGAAUUAGAGAAAAACUAGCUGAGAAUAUCCAUGAACUUUGGGUGAUGAAUAAAAUUGAACUUGGAUGGCAGUAUGGACCAAUUAGAGAUGACAACAAGCGGCAGCAUCCCUGUUUGGUAGAGUUUGCUAAACUGCCUGAACAAGAACGGAAUUAUAAUCUUCAGAUGUCACUAGAAACAUUAAAAACAUUGCUGGCAUUAGGCUGUCAUGUUGGAAUUGCUGAUGAGCAUGCUGAAGAAAAGGUGAAGAAACUAAAACUUCCCAAAAAUUAUCUAUUAUCAAGUGGAUAUAAACCUGCUCCUAUGGAUUUAAGUUGUAUCAAGUUGACUCCAUCUCAGGAAUCCAUGGUUGAUAAACUUGCAGAGAACGCUCACAAUGUAUGGGCAAGAGAUCGUAUAAGGCAGGGAUGGACAUAUGGAAUUCAACAGGAUGUGAAGAACCGUCGAAAUCCUCGCCUUGUCCCCUAUACACUUCUAGAUGAUCGCACUAAGAAAUCAAACAAAGAUAGUCUCCGAGAAGCAGUUCGUACUCUCAUCAAUUAUGGAUAUAACCUUGAAGCUCCAGAUCAAGACCAUGCUGCAAGGCCUGAUGUGUUUGAUGGCAUGAUAGAAAGGUUCAGGAUAUUCCGAACAGAAAAAACUUAUGCUGUAAAAACUGGGAAGUGGUACUUUGAAUUUGAAGCGAUAACUGCUGGAGAUAUGAGAAUUGGCUGGGCCAGGCCAGGUUGUCAGCCAGAGCAAGAGCUUGGCUCAGAUGAUCAAGCAUUUGUAUUUGAUGGUUUCAAGGCUCAGCGAUGGCACCAGGGAAAUGAGCAUUUUGGGCGUACUUGGUUAACAGCAGAUAUUGUGGGAUGCAUGGUGGAUCUGAAUGAGCACACCAUGAUGUUUACACUGAAUGGUGAAAUCCUUCUUGAUGACUCAGGUUCUGAACUUGCAUUUAAAGAUUUUGAGGUUGGUGAUGGCUUUAUACCUGCCUGUAGCCUGGGAUUGUCUCAGGUGGGCAGAAUGAACUUUGGCAAAGAUGUUAGCACUUUGAAAUAUUUCACUAUUUGUGGCUUACAAGAAGGCUAUGAACCUUUUGCUGUGAAUACAAAUCGUGACAUUACUAUAUGGCUGAGCAAGAGAUUACCUCAGUUUCUUCCAGUACCAGCAAAUCAUGAACAUACUGAGGUUACAAGGAUUGAUGGCACUGCAGAUAGUUCUCCAUGCUUGAAAGUCACACAGAAGUCCUUUGGAUCUCAAAACAGCAAAACAGACAUCAUGUUUUAUCGUCUAAGCAUGCCCAUUGAAUGUGCAGAAGUGUUUUCUAAAAUGCCUGGAGGAGGAAUGCCAAAUUCUAAUCUUUUUGGCCCAAAGAGUGAUUUGGAUGAUUAUGAUGCAGAUUCUGAUUUUGAAGUUCUCAUGAAGACUGCUCAUGGUCAUCUUGUACCUGACCGUGUAGAAAAAGAAGCUGCAAAAUCAGAGUUCAAUAACCAUAAAGAUUAUACACAAGAGAAACCUUCACGCCUCAAACAAAGAUUUAUGCUGAAAAGGACGAAGCCAGACUACAGCACAAGCCAUUCUGCAAGACUAACUGAAGAUGUCCUAGCAGAUGAACGAGAUGAUUAUGAUUAUCUAAUGCAAACAUCUACAUAUUAUUAUUCUGUACGUAUAUUUCCUGGACAAGAACCUGCUAAUGUUUGGGUAGGCUGGAUUACAUCUGAUUUUCAUCAAUAUGACACAAACUUUGAUUUGGACAGAGUCCGUACUGUUACAGUAACCUUAGGAGAUGAAAAAGGGAAAGUUCAUGAGAGUAUCAAACGAAGCAACUGCUAUAUGGUGUGUGCCGGAGAAAGCAUGAGUCCAGGGCAAGGACGCAAUAAUAAUGGAUUAGAGAUUGGUUGCUUGGUUGAUGUUGCAACUGGUAUCCUAUCCUUCACUACCAAUGGCAAAGAAUUAAGCACUUAUUAUCAGGUGGAACCAAGUACUAAAUUAUUUCCUGCAGUAUUUGCACAAGCCACAAGCCCUAACGUUUUCCAAUUUGAGUUGGGACGAAUAAAGAAUGUUAUGCCAUUGUCAGCUGGCUUGUUCAAAAGUGAGCACAAAAAUCCACUUCCUCAAUGCCCACCCCGUCUCCAUGUUCAGUUUCUGACACAUGUUCUUUGGAGCAGAGUGCCAAAUCAGUUCCUGAAAAUUGAUAUAUCACGGAUCAAUGAACGGCAGGGCUGGUCAGUACAGUGCCUGGAGUCUUUGCAGUUCAUGUCCCUUCACAUUCCAGAGGAAAACAGGUCUAUAGAUAUUUUAGAACUGUCAGAACAAGAAGAACUGCUAAAGUUUCAUUAUCAUACUCUCAGACUAUACUCAGCAGUCUGUGCUCUUGGGAAUAACAGAGUUGCACAUGCUAUGUGCAGCCAUGUUGAUGAAUCUCAGCUUCUCUAUGCAAUUGAGAACAAAUACAUGCCAGGCUUCUUACGUGCAGGCUAUUAUGAUCUUCUCAUUGAUAUUCACCUUAAUAGCUAUGCCACUGCAAGGUUGAUGAUGAACAAUGAAUUCAUUGUCCCAAUGACAGAUGAGACUAAAAGCAUUACUUUAUUUCCUGAUGAACACAAAAAACAUGGCCUACCAGGUAUUGGGCUUAGUACAUCUUUACGACCCAGAAUACAAUUUUCUUCUCCCAGUUUUGUAAGAAUUAAUAGUGAAUGCUACCAAUAUAGUCCUGAGUUUCCUCUAGAAAUUUUAAAGUCUAAAACCAUAGAGAUGUUGACAGAAGCAGUUCAGGAGGGUAGCCUUCAUGUCAGAGAUCCAGUAGGUGGUACUACAGAAUUUCUGUUUGUUCCUUUGAUCAAGCUUUUUUAUACCCUUCUUAUAAUGGGAGUCUUCCACAAUGAAGAUCUGAAGCAUAUCUUGCAGCUCAUUGAGCCCAGUGUGUUUAAAGAAGAUAACGGCCAUGAAGUUGAAACCCGAAUAUUAGUGAAGGAACUAGUUACAGAAAGUCUAAAUUUAGAGACAGGUGUGGAUGAAAUCAGAAGAGAGAAGGUUCCAGAAGAAGGACUUCUUCAAAUGAAGCUUCCUGAGCCCGUCAAAUUACAGAUGUGCCAUUUACUCCAAUAUCUAUGUGACUUCCAGAUACGCCAUAGAAUAGAAGCCAUUGUAGCAUUUUCAGAUGAUUUUGUAGCAAAACUCCAAGAAAAUCAGCGUUUCCGAUAUAAUGAAGUUAUGCAGGCUUUAAAUAUGUCAGCAGCUCUUACAGCCAAGAAAACGAAAGAAUUUCGAUCCCCACCACAAGAGCAGAUCAACAUGCUGCUGAAUUUUAAGGAUGAUAAAAAUGAUUGUCCUUGUCCUGAAGAAAUAAGGGAUCAUUUCCUGGAUUUUCAUGAAGAUCUGAUGGCACAUUGCGGUAUUCAGCUAGAUGAAGAUGGAAUUCUAGAUGGAAAUAGUGAUUUAACUAUUAAAGGUCGCCUGCUAUAUCUUGUAGAAAAAAUCACACACUUGAAAAAGAAACAUGCAGAGAAGCUACUGGAUGAUAAUAACAAGAAACCAUCAACUCUCCAACAGCUGAUAUCAGAAACUAUGGUACGUUGGGCUCAAGAAUCUGUAAUAGAAGACCCAGAGUUGGUGAGGGCCAUGUUUGUUUUGCUACAUCGCCAAUAUGAUGGGGUUGGUGGCCUGGUUCGAGCUUUGCCCAAGACAUACACAAUAAAUGGUAUAUCAGUGGAAGAUACCAUCAACUUGCUUGCAUCUCUUGGCCAGAUCCGUUCUCUCCUCAGUGUUAGGAUGGGCAAGGAAGAAGAGAAGCUUAUGAUUCGUGGAUUAGGGGACAUUAUGAACAAUAAAGUUUUUUAUCAGCAUCCUAAUCUUAUGAGAGCGUUGGGGAUGCAUGAGACUGUAAUGGAAGUAAUGGUGAAUGUACUUGGAGGAGGAGAAUCAAAGGAAAUCACCUUUCCUAAGAUGGUGGCAAACUGCUGUCGUUUUCUAUGUUAUUUUUGCCGCAUCAGCAGACAGAAUCAGAAAGCCAUGUUUGACCAUCUAAGCUAUCUUUUGGAAAACAGCAGUGUUGGACUUGCUUCUCCUUCCAUGCGGGGAUCAACACCUUUAGAUGUUGCAGCAGCAUCAGUAAUGGAUAAUAAUGAGCUUGCAUUGGCUUUAAGAGAACCUGACUUAGAGAAGGUAGUCCGCUACUUGGCUGGCUGUGGUUUGCAGAACUGUCCUUUACUAAUUUCUAAAGGCUAUCCAGAUAUUGGAUGGAACCCAGUUGAAGGAGAACGAUACCUGGAUUUCCUUCGUUUUGCUGUUUUUUGCAAUGGAGAGAGUGUUGAAGAAAAUGCUAAUGUGGUAGUCAGACUGCUCAUUCGACGGCCUGAAUGUUUUGGACCAGCACUGAGAGGUGAAGGUGGAAAUGGCUUGCUUGCUGCCAUGGAAGAAGCCAUAAACAUAUCAGAAGAUCCUACAAGAGAUGGUCCUUCAUCAACUAAUGGAUCAACUAAAACAUCAAGUGAAGUAGAAGAAGAAGAUGAUACUGUUCACAUGGGAAAUGCCAUCAUGACUUUUUAUGCUGCUCUGAUUGAUCUCUUGGGCCGCUGUGCUCCAGAAAUGCAUCUCAUCCAUGCUGGCAAAGGAGAAGCCAUUAGAAUCAGAUCUAUUCUGAGGUCCUUGAUUCCUUUGGAAGACUUGGUGGGUGUAAUUAGCAUUCCUUUUCAUAUGCCAACAAUAGCAAAAGAUGGCAAUGUUGUAGAACCUGAUAUGUCAGAGGGGUUUUGCCCUGAUCACAAGGCAGCGAUGGUAUUGUUUCUUGACAGGGUCUAUGGAAUUGAAUACCAAGAUUUUCUUCUACACCUACUAGAAGUUGGCUUUCUGCCAGAUCUUCGUGCAGCUGCUUCUUUAGAUACGGUUGCCCUGAGUGCCACAGAUAUGGCCCUGGCUCUUAAUCGGUACCUCUGCACUGCUGUUUUGCCUUUAUUAACAAGAUGUGCUCCUCUUUUUGCUGGAACAGAACAUCAUGCUUCCCUUAUAGAUUCCUUGCUACAUACUGUAUAUCGGCUUUCCAAAGGCUGUUCUCUUACCAAAGCUCAGCGGGAUUCUAUUGAAGAGUGCCUACUCUCCAUUUGUGGCAUUACAAUUCCUGAAAAACUAGACUACUUUAUAAACAAAUAUGCUGAACAUUCUCAUGAUAAAUGGUGCAUGGAAAAGUUUGCAAAUGGGUGGAUAUAUGGUGAAACAUAUUCAGAAUCUUCCAAAGUGCAGCCAUUAAUGAAACAAUAUAAACUAUUGUCAGAAAAGGAAAAAGAAAUUUAUAGAUGGCCAAUUAAAGAGUCUCUGAAAACCAUGCUUGCUUGGGGAUGGCGGGUUGAAAGAACGAGGGAAGGAGAUACUAUGGCUCUUUAUAAUCGUUCACGUCGGAUAUCACAGACAAGUCAGGUUUCUGUAGAUACAGUCCAUGGCUAUACUCCCCGUGCAAUUGACAUGAGUAAUGUUACCCUGUCCAGAGAGUUACAUGCAAUGGCUGAGAUGAUGGCCGAAAAUUAUCAUAACAUAUGGGCGAAAAAAAAGAAAAUGGAGCUUGAAGCCAAAGUGGGAGGAGGAAAUCAUCCCCUACUUGUACCCUAUGAUACAUUGACAGCCAAAGAAAAAGCUAAGGAUAGAGAGAAAGCCCAAGAUAUUCUGAAGUUCCUUCAGAUCAAUGGCUAUGUUGUGUCCAGAGGCUUAAAGGAUUUAGAAUUAGACACACCAUCCAUUGAAAAAAGGUUUGCUUACAGUUUUCUCCAGCAAUUGAUACGAUACGUAGAUGAAGCCCAUCAAUAUAUUCUGGAAUUCGAUGGUGGCAGCAGAGGGAAAGGAGAACAGUUUCCUUAUGAACAAGAAAUCAAAUUCUUUGCUAAAGUUGUACUUCCUUUAAUUGAUCAAUAUUUCAAAAAUCACCGCCUGUAUUUCCUAUCUGCAGCAAGCAGACCUCUGAGCAGUGGAGGUCAUGCUUCUAACAAGGAGAAAGAAAUGGUAACCAGCCUAUUCUGCAAACUUGGAGUUCUUGUCAGGCAUAGGAUUUCACUGUUUGGAAAUGAUGCAACUUCAAUAGUCAAUUGUCUUCAUAUCUUGGGUCAGACCUUGGAUGCGAGGACAGUGAUGAAGACAGGUUUGGAAACAGUUAAGAUGGCUUUGAGGACAUUUUUGGAUAAUGCUGCAGAGGACCUGGAAAAAACAAUGGAAAAUCUUAAGCAGGGGCAAUUCACACACACUAGGAGUCAGCCAAAAGGAGUAACACAAAUUAUUAACUAUACAACAGUGGCUCUCCUACCAGUAUUGUCUUCAUUAUUUGAGCACAUUGGACAGCAUCAAUUUGGUGAAGAUUUGAUAUUGGAAGAUGUUCAAAUCUCUUGUUAUAGAAUUCUGGCUAGCUUAUAUGCUUUGGGAACCAGCAAGAGUAUCUAUGUGGAACGUCAACGGUCAGCUUUAGGUGAAUGUUUAGCUGCUUUUGCUGGUGCCUUUCCUGUGGCAUUUUUAGAAACUCAUCUGAAUAGUCACAAUAUUUAUUCUAUAUACAAUACCAAGACAACAAGAGCAGGUUUCAGUUUACCAAACAGCGUAAAGGAACUUUGUCCAAAUAUUCCAUCUCUGGAAAAACUAAUGGAAGAAAUUGUAGAAUUAGCUGAAUCCGGCAUUCGCUAUACACAAAUGCCUCAUGUAAUGGAAGUUAUAUUGCCCAUGCUUUGUAGUUACAUGUCACAUUGGUGGGAACAUGGACCAGAAAACAAUCAUAACAAGAGUGAAAUGUGCUGCACAGCAUUGACUUCAGAUGAUAUGAAUACUCUUCUGGGAAACAUUCUAAAAAUCAUACACAAUAAUUUGGGCAUAGAUGAAGGAGCCUGGAUGAAGAGAUUAGCAGUGUUUUCUCAGCCUAUCAUAAGUAAAGUGAAGCCAGAACUUCUGAAGACACAUUUUCUUCCACUGAUGGAGAAACUGAAGAAAAAAGCAGCUCUGGUGAUUGCUGAUGAAGAACACUUACGAGCAGAAGGCAGAGGUGAUAUGUCUGAGGCGGAACUUCUCAUUCUAGAUGAAUUCACUACACUUGCCCGGGAUCUUUAUGCCUUCUAUCCAUUGUUGAUCAGAUUUGUGGACUACAACAGAGCAAAAUGGCUCAAAGAGCCCAACCCUGAAGCUGAAGAUUUGUUUCGUAUGGUUGCAGAAGUUUUCAUUUACUGGUCAAAAUCCCAUAAUUUUAAAAGGGAAGAACAGAACUUUGUGGUGCAAAAUGAAAUCAACAAUAUGUCUUUCCUUAUUACUGACACUAAAUCGAAGAUGUCCAAGACAGCUGUUUCUGAUCCAGAAAGAAAAAAAAUGAAACGGAAAGGGGAUCGUUACUCAACUCAAACUUCUCUAAUUGUGGCUGCAUUAAAAAGAUUGCUUCCUAUUGGGUUAAAUAUUUGUGCACCUGGUGACCAAGAAUUAAUUGCUCUGGCAAAAAAUCGAUUGAGCAUGAAGGACACCGAGGAUGAAGUUCGAGAUAUUAUUUGCAACAACCUCCAUUUACAGGGCAAGCUUGAAGAUCCUGCAAUUAGAUGGCAGGUGGCCCUUUACAAAGAUCUUCCGAACAGAACUGAUAUCACUUCAGAUCCAGAAAAGACUGUGGAACGGGUUUUGGAUAUAGCUAAUGUACUUUUCCAUCUGGAACAGGUUGAGCAUCCUCAAAGAUCAAAAAAGGCAGUAUGGCAUAAACUCUUGUCCAAACAGAGAAAAAGAGCUGUGGUGGCUUGUUUCAGAAUGGCGCCACUAUAUAAUCUUCCACGGCACCGAGCUGUCAAUCUUUUUCUUCAGGGAUAUGAAAAGUCCUGGGUGGAAACAGAAGACCAUUAUUUUGAAGAUACGUUGAUAGAAGACUUAGCAAAACCUGGAGCAGAACCAACAGAAGAAGAUGAAUGUAUUAAGCGAGUUGAUCCUUUGCAUCAACUUAUUUUACUAUUCAGUCGAACAGCUUUAACUGAAAAAUGUAAAUUGGACGAAGAUUACUUGUAUAUGGCAUAUGCUGAUAUUAUGGCAAAGAGCUGCCAUGAUGAAGAAGAUAACAAUGAUGGUGAAGAAGAAGUGAAGAGCUUUGAAGAAAAAGAAAUGGAAAAGCAAAAACUCCUGUACCAACAAGCAAGACUCCAUGAUCGAGGGGCUGCUGAAAUGGUCCUGCAGACAAUUAGUGCCAGCAAAGGUGAAAUGGGACCAAUGGUUGCAGCCACCCUCAAACUUGGGAUUGCUAUCUUGAAUGGAGGAAAUUCAACUGUUCAGCAGAAAAUGCUGGACUAUCUCAAAGACAAAAAAGACGUAGGCUUCUUUCAGAGUCUUGCUGGUCUUAUGCAGUCUUGCAGUGUUCUUGACCUAAAUGCUUUCGAACGUCAGAAUAAAGCAGAAGGCCUUGGAAUGGUAACAGAAGAAGGAUCAGGGGAAAAGGUGAUGCAGGAUGAUGAAUUUACCUGUGACCUCUUCCGAUUCCUUCAGUUGCUUUGCGAAGGUCAUAAUUCAGGUUUUCAGAAUUACUUGAGAACUCAGACUGGUAAUAAUACAACUGUCAACAUUAUCAUAUCAACUGUGGAUUAUUUAUUGAGAGUUCAGGAAUCAAUUAGUGAUUUCUAUUGGUAUUAUUCUGGAAAGGAAGUUAUCGAUGAACAAGGACAACGUAAUUUCUCUAAAGCUAUUCAAGUUGCAAAGCAGGUCUUCAAUACUCUUACAGAAUAUAUUCAGGGUCCCUGUACAGGUAAUCAACAGAGUCUUGCACACAGCAGGCUUUGGGAUGCUGUGGUUGGUUUUCUUCAUGUCUUUGCCCACAUGCAGAUGAAGCUUUCUCAGGAUUCUAGUCAAAUUGAAUUACUGAAAGAAUUAAUGGACCUUCAGAAAGAUAUGGUGGUCAUGCUGCUAUCUAUGUUGGAAGGUAAUGUUGUGAAUGGAACAAUCGGCAAGCAAAUGGUUGACAUGCUGGUGGAAUCGUUCAACAAUGUAGAAAUGAUCCUAAAGUUUUUUGAUAUGUUUCUAAAACUGAAGGAUUUAACUUUCUCUGAUGCAUUCAAAGAAUAUGAUCCGGAUGGUAAGGGCAUUAUUUCUAAGAGAGAUUUCCACAAAGCGAUGGAGAGCCACAAACAUUAUACUCAAUCGGAAACUGAGUUUCUGCUCUCCUGUGCUGAAACAGAUGAGAAUGAAACUUUGGACUAUGAGGAAUUUGUGAAACGAUUUCAUGAGCCAGCUAAAGACAUUGGCUUCAACGUUGCUGUUUUGCUGACAAACUUGUCAGAGCACAUGCCCCAUGAUACACGACUGCAAACUUUCCUUGAAUUGGCAGACAGUGUUCUCAACUACUUCCAGCCAUUUUUAGGACGCAUAGAAAUAAUGGGCAGUGCAAAGCGCAUUGAACGAGUUUACUUUGAGAUCAGUGAAUCAAGUCGGACGCAGUGGGAGAAACCUCAGGUUAAAGAGUCAAAGAGGCAGUUUAUUUUCGAUGUAGUAAAUGAAGGAGGGGAAAAAGAAAAAAUGGAACUUUUUGUUAAUUUUUGUGAAGAUACCAUCUUUGAAAUGCAGUUGGCUGCUCAGAUCUCAGAAUCAGAUCUGAACGAGCGGUCUAUGAAUAAAGAAGAAAAUGAAAAUGACAAGCUGGAAGAGCAAGACCCCCGAAUAGGAUUCUUCUCUCUAGUGACCAUCACAUCCGCAUUAAUAGCCCUCAGGCAUAACAUAAUGACUCUGAUGAAAAUGUUAAGCAUGAAAAGUAUAAAGAAGCAAAUGAAGAAGAUGAAAAAAAUGACCAUGAAGGACAUGGUCAUGGCUUUGUUUUCUUCCUACUGGACCAUUUUAAUGGGUUUCAUGCAUUUUUUAUCGAGCGUCUUCAGAGGCUUCUUUCAAAUCAUGUAUAGCUUGCUGCUCGGAGGAAGCCUGGUUGAAGGAGCCAAGAAAAUUAAAGUAGCCGAACUUUUAGCUAACAUGCCUGACCCUACUCAGGAUGAGGUCCGUGGUGAUGGAGAGGAAGUAGAAAGGAAGCCAGCCGAAGCUGCUUUGCCUGCAGAAGACCUGACUGAUCUCAAGGCUCUAUCUGAAGAUACUGACCUCCUCUCAGAUAUUUUUGGCUUAGAUUUAAAAAGAGAAGGAGGACAGUAUAAACUAAUUCCACAUAAUCCAAAUGCAGGCUUGAGUGAUUUGUUGAGCAGUCCUUCUUUAGUCCCUUUACCUGAUGUGCAAGAAAAAGUACAGGACCAGAAGAUGAAUGAAGAUGAAAAAGAUGGAAGAGAAGAUACUAAAUUCGAACAUGAAAAAGCAGAGGGAGAAGAUGGAGAAAAGGAAGAGAAAACAAAAGAAGAUAAGGGAAAGCAGAAACCAAGGCAGCGUCACAAACAUAGGCAUGGUGAACUAGAAUUGCAAGAAUCUGCCUUCUGGAAAAAAAUUAUUGCAUAUCAACAGAAAGUCCUUAAUUAUUUUGCUCGGAAUUUUUACAAUAUGAGGAUGCUGGCUUUAUUUGUUGCAUUUGCCAUUAAUUUCAUUCUUUUGUUCUACAAGGUAUCUACAUCUUCAGUGACAGAAGAAAAGGAAGUACAAGUAAUUAAUACUGCUGACAAAAUGAAGCUAAACAGCCUAGAAAGUCCUUCUCAUAGAAUCAUCACAGUACACUAUGUCCUUGAAGAAAGCAGUGGCUACAUGGAACCUACACUACGCAUUUUAGCGAUUUUGCACACUGUCAUUUCCUUUUUCUGCAUCAUUGGGUAUUACUGUCUGAAAGUUCCAUUGGUAAUAUUUAAGCGGGAAAAAGAAGUUGCAAGGAAACUGGAAUUUGAUGGACUAUAUAUUACAGAACAGCCUUCAGAGGAUGAUAUUAAGGGACAAUGGGACAGACUUGUCAUCAAUACACAGUCUUUUCCUAAUAACUAUUGGGACAAGUUUGUAAAAAGAAAGGUUAUGGAUAAAUAUGGAGAGUUUUAUGGCAAAGACCGAAUCAGUGAAUUGCUGGGAAUGGACAAGGCUGCUCUAGAUUUCAGUGAUGCUCGAGAAAAAAAGAAACCAAAAAAAGAUAGUUCUUUAUCAGCUGUGCUGAAUUCUAUUGAUGUAAAGUAUCAAAUGUGGAAACUAGGUGUUGUUUUCACUGAUAAUUCUUUUCUGUACCUGGCUUGGUAUAUGACCAUGUCAGUCCUUGGUCAUUACAACAACUUUUUCUUUGCUGCACACCUCCUUGAUAUAGCAAUGGGAUUUAAAACUUUACGAACAAUUCUAUCAUCAGUGACCCACAAUGGGAAACAGCUUGUACUAACUGUGGGAUUACUAGCAGUGGUAGUUUAUCUAUACACAGUAGUUGCUUUCAAUUUCUUCAGAAAAUUCUACAAUAAGAGUGAAGAUGGAGAUAUGCCAGAUAUGAAAUGUGAUGACAUGCUAACGUGCUAUAUGUUUCACAUGUAUGUGGGAGUACGUGCUGGUGGUGGAAUUGGUGAUGAAAUUGAAGAUCCUGCAGGCGAUGAAUAUGAAAUAUAUCGAAUCAUCUUUGAUAUUACAUUUUUCUUUUUUGUAAUUGUUAUUCUACUAGCUAUCAUACAAGGCUUGAUUAUUGAUGCAUUUGGAGAAUUAAGAGAUCAGCAAGAACAAGUUAAAGAAGACAUGGAGACUAAAUGUUUUAUCUGUGGAAUAGGUAAUGAUUAUUUUGAUACAGUGCCACAUGGCUUUGAAACACAUACUCUACAGGAGCACAACUUAGCUAAUUAUCUAUUUUUUCUGAUGUAUCUCAUUAAUAAAGAUGAAACCGAACACACUGGUCAAGAGUCGUAUGUGUGGAAAAUGUAUCAAGAACGAUGCUGGGAAUUUUUUCCUGCCGGUGAUUGUUUUCGAAAGCAGUAUGAAGAUCAGCUUAACUGAUUAAUUAUAAUUGAGGACCAUCCCUUGAGAUUCCAUCAACACCUUUCCCAAUUCCCUUGGGAGCAAUCAUCAGAUUUUCCAGACCCGUUAAAUAGGAUGCUGUUUGGAGCACCAAAACCUUUUUUUUAAUGACUCCUCUGUUCUUUUCCUUCCGAUUUUGCUUUGAGAACAAUGAGAACUUAACUCUAGCAAGAGAAGAAGAAAAAAAUCCCACACAACAAAUCCCCAUAUAUCACAUGAACACAUUUACACAAAAAGAGACUUGUGACCGAUUUUUUUUUUCCUUCUGAGACUGCCUGAUGAUUUCCUUAAAUAGGAGAACACACGUGGAAUAAUGUGAUAAGUCACAUUUCUUCAGUCAUUUAUUUCAUCAUUCUGGAAGGAAUUCUGUGGUUUGCAGAGGUCUUUAAAGGAUUCUGGGGGACACUAAGUUGUGCGGAAAUAGUGCCUUACUAUAUGUAGGUUGAGCUAUGCAGAAGAUGAGUGCAUGAGGACAUCUUAUAUUUUCUUUAUCUGUCCUCUCUUUCCCCCCAAUUUAAUAUUUAUUUUGUCUUUUGGAGGGAUUUGGGUGGGACUUGGUUGUGCACACCUUUUUAAUAAGAUGAUGGCGUGUCUCAGGAUAAAAAGUAGUAGUUGGGUUUUUUUGUCAUUAAGUUACAUUCACAAGAAUCUUCUUCUUUCACUCUUACACUUAUUUUGGUAAUGCUGUAAUGCAGCACUGUAACUUUAUGAAAUCUUUGUAUGAAAACAAAAACACUGCAGAAAAAUGUUAAAAGGAAUUAUUUCAUUGCAUGUUUAUUAUGCAAGUUUAAACAACAGAAAGCAACCUUUUGAAGCAAGUUGAUCAACAUGAAAAAAAAUCACAAUAAUAUUCAUAGUAAUCAAGUGUUGUGGGCUUUAUCGUACAUUUGAAAUCAGUGUCAUCAACCCACAAUUUAUGUAUGUAUUAUGAACUUGCCAGUAGUUUGGUUUCAUUUUCCUUUUCUGUUCCUUUUGUUGCUGUUCAUUUGACCAUUUGUGAUCAUUAGUGGAAUUAAAGCUUUUCUUAAGUUAGUUUUUUAAAAUCAAAGGUAAAGCAAUAGCCAUUCAGGGAUUUCAUUAGUUGCAUCAUGAAGCACCAAGAAUGUGUAACACUCCAUGUUGAG
Molecule: messenger RNA, 15575 nt
Organism: Ahaetulla prasina
Lineage: Eukaryota; Metazoa; Chordata; Lepidosauria; Squamata; Colubridae
Gene: RYR2
Product: ryanodine receptor 2
Exons: 101
Coding region: 1-14430 (4809 amino acids)
Biological process (GO): calcium ion transmembrane transport; intracellular calcium ion homeostasis
Cellular component (GO): Z disc; calcium channel complex; smooth endoplasmic reticulum
Molecular function (GO): calcium ion binding; protein binding; ryanodine-sensitive calcium-release channel activity
Source: RefSeq, a predicted model, not a curated record